Molecule: messenger RNA, 7503 nt
Organism: Rhipicephalus sanguineus (brown dog tick)
Lineage: Eukaryota; Metazoa; Arthropoda; Arachnida; Ixodida; Ixodidae
Exons: 2
Coding region: 5627-6553 (308 amino acids)
Source: RefSeq, a predicted model, not a curated record
AACGUCGUAACGCGGUUCCCCGACCUCACCUCGUGGUGCAAGCUCCUCCCAGACAACCCGGAAACCCAGAAAACUGCAGCCGCCUCCCGCAUCACCGCGAAAGCCAAAUCGAGUGCGCCUGACUGCUUCCGAACCUGAAACAGCAACCGAAGCUGAGAUCCUGACGGCAUCUCUUCAGGCGUUGGACCCUCGCAUGCUCAAGAGACUGCGACAUUCAGGAGAGCUCCUGCAUUCCUACUCGGAAGAAAGACAGCGCACGACUGAGCAAAGUUUUGUUAAGUCAAGCAUCCGAGAAACUUCUGCGGCGUUGUGCACCAGAAAAGCUCUUCAAGGAAGCUGCGCUGAGGUAUCAGUCGCACCGCUUCUAUUUCGGGGCAGCCAUUUUUUUCCUGAACGACAUCUCCUGCACGCGACAGGCGAACCGUGUAUUAAACGGCAGCUGGAGCCUACGCAACGAGCUCCGCUGCCCGUAAUUGCACGCUUCUCCCUGUUCCGCGCAUUUUUGUGUGCUAAAUAUUAGUCUCCGCCUUCAGGAACACCUGGAAGUGACAGUAGCGUUCCAACCAGCACAUUUUAAGACUUUUCGAAGAGGAUCUGGCAUCCCGGAAAGUUCGACCAAGUGUGCGACGACGGUUCGUGGAGUAAACCGACAGCGGGUCGACGCAUCAGUGUGUGUUGUGCGCGCAGUAGCUUGUGUUUGAAACCGACGAAGCGUCUGCGACGCCGCAAGCCGGCUUUGCUGGAACAGAACCCACGAUACCUUCGCGAUGAGCAUCUUGCGCAUUCCUUGCUACACUGUGAACCCGGAGCCACGCUGAAGAAAGAAUACCAAAUCCUAAUUUACUCUCAGGCUAACCUGUGGCCGUUGAGAGGAAGCCGUCAAAAGAGGACGACUCAAUGGUAGCGAUUUGUAAAGGUAUAGUGACUGCAUUCCGGGGUCAUUUUGUCACAUCGGCUCUGGUUUCUCGCAAACGCUGAAAAGAGCACACUCGUGUCCCCAGUGUGCUUAAUCAAACCAGCCUCGAGGGAACGUGCUCAGAGCUCACUUGCGGGGGCACGUUUCGGCCAACGGCUUCUCUCUGAAACUGCGUGAAACCUGUGCAGUGUAAUCGAUAGGGCCUCAUAAUGACUUUCUGCAACCUUGUUUCACCGUAGCGAUUCGCGUAAUAGCUGCGAAAGGUUUGGCCUUUGACCUGGUUGGUGCUGGCUUGCAUCCCAAAAGGCGUGGAGAAGCACCUUACAUGAAUAGCUUAUAGUCCAGUUGGCUUCUCUUCUCGAAAGUUUGAAACGCGCAGAACUGGUGACACUUAGGUUUAAAAGUUGUGAACAGUACGUACAGUAAAAAACAAAAAAAAGCUGUGGCUUUUUACCUGCUCUCUUUGCGCUGCAAAAGGCUGAAUAAUAAUUUUAACGACCAACCUUUUGCCGAGAAGCCAUUAGUGACAGCUGCACUGCGCUUGCUAUUGAACGUCGGCAGCUUCUACCAGAAUGUGAUUAAGUAACGGGAGUGGCGUGUCAGCUCAAAUUUGUAUUUGUCCAGAGAAUCAGGUAAUUUGUCGCAAUCACCGCUGUCCAGGCAGAGUAGUGAAAGAGUUGUAUGGGCCCUUGCGCUUAAUCUUGUAUACAGGAGUGUUACACCUCGCUAAAACAUUUUAUUGCAAUCGAAGCCCUGUACUCCCUUUGCUCCGCUCUUUACUUUACACAGUCAGAUAAAACACAAGGGUUAUGUGAAUCAUAAAUGCGAAUUCAUUCGGACGCUUCUGUAAUGGUCCCUUCGCUAUCAGCGAAAUAUUUGCUUUCGAAAUGGGGGCCAGGUAUGCCGCUUCUUUUGGGAAAAAGAACAUCGAUCAUUCGCUGUGCCGAACGAAGUUGUGCAACACGUUUCUGAAGCACGCAAUAUUCCGAUGCGCUCGCGGCCACACAGCGUUACUUAGCGAUGUCAGACGUUUAUCUGUGUAGUCACGUAGCGCACGUAAGCGUUUCUCCAACUGCGGUCUCCUAAGGAAGGUGGACACACACAAAAAGUUAAGUAUUACGAGUGCUUCGGGGAGUAGCUAACGGCCAGUGACCUAAACUAACCAUGCCCGAUCAACGAACGCCGACCAACGCCUGACUCGUUUCGUUUUUGAGAAAGAGAAAACGAUCUUUACGAGCGAGAAGGAAAUACACCGUGUCGUUUUGGAAGAGAAGCCAGGAGAUCGAAACGCGAUCAUUACGCCGGCAUCACUGUCGGCGAUCACCGACGUUACAUCAACGAGACCAGUUUGAAAGCGGGGAGAGAUUGCCGGAAAGCAAGAAGAAGAAAUAUAGAACCCUUCACCGGUGAACUGAGGUGUGCGCGCGUCGAGGUUGUGUUUUUUUUUUGCUUUCGCUCGGUUGUUGCUGCUCGUGAGUGCGUUGCUCCGUACGUGCCGUGUGCAGUGCGCGACUCUGUGCUAGUGCAUCCGUGCGUGAAGCUACCACGUGCCCGAAAGUGCUUCGAGGGAGACGACACGUUUUAUCGCUCCACCCGGGCAGCCCCAGAGGACGAGACGGGUCGGCCUACAAAGCUUUUCAAGCCUGGUCGGCCUCCCUACCGUUCACAGCAGUUAUAAGAGGGGGGGCCACGGGAACUCCAAUUCUGCGAGUCCCAAGCGCCAUAGGCGCGCAGCGUCCUUUGUUGUGCAAAAAAGAGGGAGACAAGGCACAGAUAUUCCCAGCGAUCGCUCCUCCUGUACCGACUUCCGCAUUUCAGCGAACUCUUGGAGUUAGGGAAGAAACUGAUUUAAAAAACAAGAAGAGAGGCCUCGCAAGACGAAUGUGAACUCUUCAUUCAGCUUUUCGAGUGUGUUAGUGUAUAUCUGGCGUGGCGUCAACUUCGAAAUGUAGCGAUCGUUCAUCUAGCUCACGAAGUGAGGGAGUUGUUAGGUGUAGUGAGACAUUGCUGUCUUGGGAAUAUCGCGCGCAGCUCUAUCCGCUUGAGACGAGACAUUUCUGAGAGGAAUAUAGAGAUAGAUGCCUCCAAACUGCAAAAGCACAGCUUGACUGAACGAGCGAACGAUCCGAGAGCGAUCACUGGAGUUUGUCAAUCGCCGCGAUUUGGCAAGAUCGUUUAGUUGCAAGGCGAAUAUAUUUAUUCCCUGCAACAGUUUUCUCCUCGUACUCUAACCCACGCUUUGAAUAUCGGCCAACGUUUCUCCAAGCUUUUGUCGAGAAGGGUGACGUGUUAUCCGUCUCAAUUACGUACUUUGUUCAGCCAGUGCAAAAUAAGGACGGAUUUAUUUCUUGAAAGCUGGCAACAGGCCAAAUGAGGAGUGACUCUUGAAGAUUGCUUGAAACUACGGUAGGCGCUGAUUCAGUACCGAACGCAUUGGAAUAAACGUCAUCAACAUCUCUAUAUAACAUACGGUAGAAAAGCUAUUCGUUUUAUCGUUUUUUACUUGUAUAUUGCGCAUAAAAAGAAACACAGCCAGGAGUCGUAUGCGUUCUUUCACAAUAGAGCGAAACAAAAUCCGGGAAGAAGGGUUAAGAACAGCGUGUGGAGAGGGUGAUUCGAAGUCGUAGCUAGCCAAGCCGACGUCAGCAACCGCUGUUGUCUCGGCGCUUUACGAUCAGGAACCGAGGCAGGCGCCCGACUCCGCUCUUGUCAGUGAGGAGAAUAAGGGGCGCACGUGAACAGAGGAAAGUCAGGUUGGCAGGAGAACCAACACGGACGCCCGUAAAAUCUACUUCGAUAAAAAUAUAGAGAGAGAGAGAGUGAGCGAGCGAGCGCAAACGGUCCAGCGACCUGCUGAAAUCGAUAAGAGCUGAAGUCCAAGCGAUUCGUUUCUUUGCCCCCCCCCCCUUUUAGCGUUUCAAGGCUUCACUAAACGUGUUGCUGUCUGUGUUACAGGUUUCCCUUUUCAUUGCCUUCGUUGUUGUUGCUUGGAUAUCCUCACCUAUAAAGCAAGCGUGUCCACAUUGUGGAAUAACAGUAUAAUGCAAGUAUCAUUGUAGAAGCUGAAAACACAGAUUGAAGAACGCAAAGGAAUCAGUAACGUAUUUAUUACAUUUAGUUUCUAUUCGUUGUUGUUUUCGUAGAUGUAAGUAAAAGGUACGUACUCGCUGGCUGUGUAGGCGGCUACUCGUGGAAGUUCCUUUACGAAACGUUUAUCCAACUCUGAAUCAUAGCUGAUUUGAUUGUGAAUGUAAGCGAAAAGCGUCAGGAGAGCCCUGAGAAACAGAUUGUACUUUCUCUAGAUAUUUCUUAAAUAAGAAAGCUAGGGUGAACACAUAGAGUGGCCACUGCUCGCUAAAGGUAUCCGAUGCUGUAAAUCGUUUUCGUUGUUGCAACGUAAAAUAAAGAAUUCUAUGCGAAAUACAUUUGUACUGGAAUCAAGUCACUGUUCUUGAAGAAGCCAGGCAGGGUACGGGAAUUAAGAUAUACUGAUUUAAGGGAUACAGUAGUGGGGAGGUACAGUAAAUAAACAAACAGAUCUGAAAAAAGAAGUGUUCGAAGUGCAACGGACAGGUCGCCGUAAUCAAGACGAAUAACUGCCGCGAACCCUUCACGACAGGAAGCGGAAACAGGAAAAAGGAAACCCAGCGGGACUGGUUUCUCUUUGUUGAGCUUGCUUCCGAUAUUUUUUUUUAUUCUGCUUCAUAUUAUCAAGAUAAACGCGCAGGAAAGUGCGCUAAGCAAGCCCAUUUUUUACGCCCUUAAGGAAAACAGGCGCGAGAUUAUACAAGGGAAGUAGACAAAGGAAAUUUAUCAGUGCUUUGCACUUGGUAGCAGAAUCAGGUAGCCUUUAAGGAUAAAGCAUAUUAGUGAGCCAAAGCAGCUAGAAAGCCGAUAAACGGUGCCUGUCACGGAAAAAAAAGACGGGCCGCUUAUCAGUUAUAGGUAAUACUUUGCGCUCACGAUGGAAAUGGCGCCUCAAAUCAACGAGUAGAUUAGGGAGGCAAUAUUGAUUUUGCGAUUACGUUCGCAACGUAGCCGGAGGAGGCCGAGCAAUAUAUAAGGGGGCAGUGAGGAUGACGAGGUAACAGAAAAAAAAACAAUACGCAUGAACGGUUCGCCUAAAGUCUGCUUCAAGUAUGUUUUCUGAUGAAAAUGACACAUAAUUUCCCAGUAACGACCUCAUUUUCGGUCAUCCCUCGUUCAAACAAAAGACGCGAGAGAUAGCGAGCGAUCCAACGAAAGCGCCAGGAAGAAAACAGGUCAUCAGGGGUAACGCACUGCGCGCUUGGGAAAUAACGUGACUCGCAAGAGUGCGAUCGUUCCCCCGAAGUGUCGCCACCGCCAGAAACGACAAUUAGGUUUCCCCCAAGGGUGGCGCUAUCUGUUAGACAGGCGGAUAACAGAGCUGCUGCUGUUAAUCUUCACGGUAAGAACUUUGAGUCAAUCAGCCUAAUCGACGCUCAAGAGCCACCGGAGGUGCCGCGCGGGGGCGGUUUUAAUGAUCAUCGAUUGAAAGAAAAGCGGCGCGAAGAGACUCCGAUGGUGGUAUGGUUGGAACAUGCGGCUUGGAAAGCGUGCUUCAGUGCUGCCGUCUUUGGGCAUUGCGCCGGGACGUGACCUGCAUCCUCCGAUCGCACAGUUACCGAACAACGAGUGUCGCCACCACUUAGCAGAGACCACGACGACGACGACCGAGACCCAAGUUUUAUGACAUUGCCGCCGAACGACCACGUCGACCGACAAAGCGCUCUCCGAGGAGAAGCCGAACAGAAGUUUCCCCAGCGGGAAAGCGGCGUCCAGUUGCACCGGGGAGCGAUGAGCUCCCCGGCUGUCGCCGUCAAAGCUGCCGAAGACUGCCCGAAGGUCGUCGACGUCCGAACGCCCAGCGAGGGCCACGCCAAACCGAAGAUGCCCAAAGGAGACGAGUGCCGUAUCGUGAUCACCGACUGCGACGGUGCCGACGACGCCACCGACAGGGACAGCCGCGUCGCGGCGUGGUUAGGACAGGACGCGUCCGCGGCGUCGUCCGCCCUGGAAGAAGGCGAGCUCUCGCGCAGCGACAGCCAACCGCGCCGUCAUCACAAGCACCGCCACAAGCGGCGCCAGCGCAAGCACCACCACCACCGUCACUCGUCGACCCACAGCCGGUCCUCCCGGUCGGACGAGCCAGCGGCGAGUCGCUGCCAGAGCAGCAGGCUCGUGGUCGAGGUCGACGACGACUUCGCGUCCGAGUGCGACACCGUGGCCACGGGGCGCUCCGAGGGCGCCUGGUCCGGCUUGGCACCGCCCGACAGGGACGAGCGAAAGCGCAAGAACAAGAGAAAACGGAAGCUGAAGCGAAAGCCCGGCGAGGAAGACGACGAGGACGAGGACAGUCAGGAUGGAGGCGGCAAGCGUGACAAGAAAGCCGAGAUGAUCGUGGUGACCGUGAGUGCGGUCAUACUCACCAUCGCCCUGCUGCUCAUCGGCAUCACACUGGCGCUGACGCCUAAGAUCGACGAGAUGGUACGCAAGGAGAACGAGGUGAUGUUCCGGAUUCCGACACCACCGCCUGGGUUGCUGUCUUCCACGGGGUCAGUGGUCACAGUGCUGCAAGAGAACACAACGAUGGCCAGCCUCACGGCCGCCGGCUGAAGUCAACCCUGGCAUUGUCUCGCUGGGAAUCUCACUUAUCUUCAGGGCUGGCAGGCUCGGGAGAGCCGUGGACCUUGGCUUCACCAGCCGGGCAUGUCUUGGUGCCGUCCAGGAUGGGCGUUCAAUGCCAUCAGCUGCGGCAGGUGGCUUUGCUCACACUGAGAACGCGGUGGCGUAGUAUCGCCGUUUCAUUGUGGCCACACGGCCUCCUUGUCUAUUUGCUCUGCUCAUCUACGGCAAAUCACAGGAGGUAAUGCUCAGUAAAGAAUCACGGUUCCAGCACAGCAAGAUUGUACGUCUGUUUGUUUCUUUUUUUUUUUUUUUUGCGCGGUGCUAGGGAACAUCGUCGAGACACUGCUAGCGAUACGUGGCACGUGUUUCAGGGACAGUAUUGCCAUUCCUUAGCGUACAUGUCGUGCAUUCGUACUCUUGCUGUCCAGCCACACGAUCUGGGCACUCCGAAGAACCGCUGAGAUAUUCGUAGGAGGCACAUGUCCUCGAUGGCAAUCACAUUUAGCCUAUGAGACGGAGCGUUACUGAAAGUCAUUGUUGUCAGCCACUUUGCGAGCACUAUCUGCGCGCUAUAUACUCCUCAGAGCGCGCUUUGUUGUCUUCGUGCGAACAAAAUGUGGCCUGUGUUGAUGAAACGAGUGUUUUGUUGUUGUUAUUUAAACCAUGUUGUAAGAACGGUCUCUUCACGUUUAGAGUUAGAGCAUGUAACAAUAUCUCGUUUCUAGUAACGAAUAUUGAUCAGCUUAGUAGAUGGGCUGCUGCGCUUUUACCUGCAGCAGCGAUAAGGGUGCCAAGAGCCGUGAAUUGUCAAGGUCACGAUCUAGAAUAUGUCGCUUGAGCGUUCGGCUUUCACUUUGCCGUAGUAACAAUGUAGCCAGCCGUUAGUGGCUGAGUUGCAAAGGCAUGCUUGUUAGGAAAAGAAAUGGCCGCAGUCUUGU